AUGCCAGGAGUGCCUUCGAAUAAAGCAUGCGAGCGAUGUAAGAAGAGGCAUCUCAAGUGUGAUGAAGCUCGUCCAAGCUGUCAGCGCUGCGUCAAUGCGGGCGUAGAAUGCCCGGGCUAUGUCCAAACACGCAAAUUCAUUGACCAGGGCGCUACAAUAAGACGUCGAUAUGCUCCGUAUCAAGAACAUCAUCAAAGAUCUGGCGCCCAUAAAGAAAACGAGGUCCCAGCUGUAGUAGAAGCAGAAAACCCAUUACAGGAGCAGACGCCAGUUGACCAACAUGGAAAUGAUCUGCAAACGAUAACCCCGAUGACUGAAGUGCCCCGGGUCGAGGGCCGCGACUCGGAUGCCUCACAAGGGGCACAGGGCACUCCCGAUGCGUCAAGACAGGGAGUCGCGCAGGAUUCCCAAAUCCAAACUGGGACGGCCGUACUGCCUAAUCGUCCAGCUGUGACUAUUCCAAGCAUUGAUCAGAGUAUUCUGAACACAGGCUUCUCUCCUGCUGGGCAUGAGCUUAAUACGAGGAGCCUGCUUGAGAACCCAAAUUUGCCCACUAGUGGAUCCUCCCAUCCUUCAAAUACUCCGGAUACAGACUUCAGCCAGGCACCUGGCGUUCCAAGUUCAGAAAUGCCCGAGAGUUCAGAAACUCAGAACGAUGCGGAAGGAUUCAACGACGUAUUUUCCGAGCUCAUGACAGGAACGGAACACGAGGUUGCGUUUCUUACAAGAUACUUUUCGGAGUACCUUGGUCCUUGGCUGGACUUAUCGGACUCUUCCAAAUUCUUUGCCGUCUAUGCACCUAUUCGUGCACUCAACAAAUAUUUCUUGAAGUAUUCCAUGGCAGCGCUCGCGGCAAAGCACCUGGGCAGAAUGAAGGGGCAGAAGCCCGCGGCUGGAGGGAUAUUCACAAGCCCAGCAACAAUGGAGAUCUACCCAAAUGCAGCACAGACAGAUUGGACUCUCAAAGGAGCAAACUAUUACUACCUUGCGUUUGCCUACAUGAGACAUUCAAUCACCGUCAGCUAUGCCGCACCGUCCAGCUCUGCGAUCUUGGAAUCUCCCAUUGAGAUGGUUAACGGAUAUUUGGGUCAGCAACCAGGGUUCGUGCGCAUGGAUAUAUCCGAUGCGGACACUUUCUUACGCGAUAUUGAAGGGUUGCUGGCUACUUGUGUCAUUCUUACCAUGUAUCGGCUCUUGGAUGUGCCGGGGGACGAUUGGCAAACGUGCGUUUCGGAUAUUAGAUGUGUCAUUCUAUGGAGACUAACAGAUUACAGGCACCUUGCUGGUAUCGAAUCUUUAUUUGAUUUACUACUACAGUUACAUACGACUUCGCCCGCGUUGCCCCCGAUGUUUUCGCAAGGCGAGAGAGCUGCAUUUUGGAACUUUGCCCGCCAAGACUACCUGGCGUCGUACUUUAACCGCAUCCCAACACAUUUCAAGCAUAGUAAUCUAUCAUUAUGGAAGACUGCCGGAAUCCAGGUCAACGAGCUGGAACUACUCGACGACACCAUCCGCCUCACGCCAGAAGACCUAGCAGCCAACACACUAAUCUGGCUCAUGAACAAGAUGGUCAACUUCUUGGCAGAUUACCGCCGCUCCCAGCUCGCCCAAUGGACCGAGUCCGACGAGCACGCCCAGCCCUCAACAACGAUGUGGCUAAACCUCUGCUUCGAAUUCCAGAGCUGGUUCGAGAAAAUCCCUGAGACUUUCCGGCCGAGCCUGCGUAUCGAACGGCCACGGGAUAUGUCCAAUUUGUCGGACAUCAGCUAUCUCCCGUUCCCAGAGAUUUUCUUUAGUUUGACGUCUUGCGCUGCAGCAAUGCAGCAUUAUCACUUUGGGCGGUUGGGGCUGUUACUUAAUCGGCCGCCGGAUGUCAUGAGCGCGCCUGGUACGGCAUUUGACCGGCUUGCGUCGCUGCGGGAGGUGACCAAGGAGGUGGACUACCGAUGUCGGGAGAUAUGUGGGAUUGCGUUGAGUCGGCCGCAUGGCGAGGUGCGUAUUUACAUGGUUCCGCUGCUGUUUGCGGUGGGGCAGUGUCUUGAGACGCAGGAGACCAGACAGGUCAUUGUCGACUUGUUACGAGGCGUGGAGGCAGACCUAGGCUGGGCGACGGUGUCCACGGUGGAAAAGUUACAGGUAGUAUGGAGUCAGCAGUCAUAG
Molecule: messenger RNA, 2160 nt
Organism: Aspergillus chevalieri
Lineage: Eukaryota; Fungi; Ascomycota; Eurotiomycetes; Eurotiales; Aspergillaceae
Product: Zn(II)2Cys6 transcription factor domain-containing protein
Exons: 4
Coding region: 1-2160 (719 amino acids)
Biological process (GO): positive regulation of transcription by RNA polymerase II
Cellular component (GO): nucleus
Molecular function (GO): zinc ion binding; DNA-binding transcription factor activity, RNA polymerase II-specific; transcription cis-regulatory region binding
Source: RefSeq, a predicted model, not a curated record